Oncorhynchus keta (chum salmon) is the source of this 956-nucleotide messenger RNA. RefSeq lists its product as uncharacterized. The record is from RefSeq and is a predicted model, not a curated record. Lineage: Eukaryota; Metazoa; Chordata; Actinopteri; Salmoniformes; Salmonidae. The transcript has 4 exons. The coding region runs from base 105 to 872 and encodes 255 amino acids.
CCAGCAUUGUCCAAUCAGGCUGUGAUUGGUUACAGGUUGUCCUCUACAACAUAUAAAUACACGCCACAGUUAUUUCUCUAUACUUCACAUGUUCAACGACUGUUAUGGCUUCUAAGUGCUGUGUAGUGGGGCUGUUCCUGGUUUUGCUGUUCUGGGAUGUUCAUUGCUAUCCCUAUCAACAAGCCUACAGGUUGGGCCAAGUCUACCCAAGAACUUCAAAUCUAUAUGGUCCACUUGUCAAACCCAGCCAAAUUAACACCUACACACGUUACUUCCUUAAACAUGAACCCAUUUCUUCUGGUUCAAGCCUCCCUGUUCCUGUUGACUCUAGGAGUCCUAUUGAUUGGGGCUCCAAUCUUGGUAUUCAGAGUUUUGCUCCCCUGAAGACUACUGCUUCCCCUCACCUCGUUCCUCAGGCUCCUGAACAGACUGGAUGUCUUUCUGCAGGAGUCGCUUACCCUAGUCUUCUUCCUUUACCGCCACUGUGUGAGUCUUCACCAAGUAACUUCCAGGCAGGGGAAAUCUCUCACUUUGAGAGUGUUUAUGAACAAGGCAACAGUCGGAGUGAGUUUGAAGACCAACGGUUCCCACUUCGUGAGGGUGCAGUUGAGGCAGGUUCUAUUCCAGCCCCACUCCCUGCUACAAUAGCCCCACCCCUAUCCAAAGUUAUUGGACCAGAACCUAGCCAGGAAGGUCUUGAAGCUAAUUAUGGGGAGCUGUUCAUCACUAGGAAGUUCCCUGCUGGCAUCAUCACCCAUUUAAGAACCAAAUAUGAGCAUGGAAAUGACCAAUGGAGCUCAGCUGGUUUUGUCAGGUACCGUCCUGCUCCCGUCCAAUACCGACCACAAUAUCCUCAUGCCCGCCGGCAGUGACCAGUAGGAGAAGGUUCUGUGCUAACCUGGAUCCUGCUGUUUCAUGGCUGUGUUGAUUGCUAAUAAACCUACUUGAGAAAUGUA